CUCACCCUCCUACAUCAAAUAUUGAAGACAUGCAAAAAAAAAGUCAACAUAUUCUAAGUCAUUCUAUUUCUUCAAAAUCAACGGGUCAAUCUUCUCUUGUUGAUGGUGAUAGUGUUGAAAAAGUUAGUGAUGAUAGAAAACACACAUCUCCUUCAUUUUGGAAAUUGUUAGCCUUGAAUCUCCCUGAGUGGAAACAAGCAUGUUUGGGGUGUUUGAGUGCAGUGUUUUUUGGAGCAAUUGAGCCAAUGUAUGCAUUUGCAUUGGGGUCCAUGAUAUCAAUUUUUUUCCUCACGGAUCAUGAUGAGAUUAAAAGGAAAAUUGCAACCUAUUGCAUAUUUUUUGCGGGGUUGACUGUGUUUCAAUUGGUUGUUAAUAUCGUCCAACAUUACAAUUUGGCUUACAUGGGAGAAUACUUGACCAAAAGGGUCAAAGAGAGAAUGCUUGCCAAGAUACUCAGUUUUGAAGUUGCAUGGUUCGAUCAAGAUGAAAAUUCCACAGGUGUUGUUUGCUCUAGACUAUCUACAGAAGCUAAUAUAGUGAGGUCUUUAGUGGGAGAUAGAAUGUCUUUGUUGCUACAAACUACCUCCGCCGUGGUAAUAGCAUGCACUGUGAGCCUAAUCAUUGCAUGGAGAUUUGCCAUUGUAUUGAUAAUUGUUCAACCUAUAUCCAUUGCAAGUUUCUACACAAGAAUUGUAAUCCUAAAGGGCAUGUCUAAAAAGGCCAUCAAAGCCCAAGAUGAAAGUAGCAAAAUAGCAGUUGAAGCUAUUUCCAACCUUCGAACCAUCACUUCCUUUUCCUCACAAGACCGAGUCAUAAAAAUGCUACAAAAAGCCCAAGAGGGCCCAAGCCAUGAAAGCAUUCGACAGUCAUGGUUUGCUGGCAUUGGGCUUGGAUGUGCCCGAAGCCUUACAACUUUCAGUCGGGCUUUAGAAUAUUGGUAUGGCGGAAAUCUUGUUUACCAUGGCCACAUUACUUCAAAAGCAUUGUUUGAGACCAAUUUAAUAAUGGCAAAUACUGGUAGGAUGAUAGCAGAUGCUAGUAGUCUCACUAGUGACCUUGCUAAAGGAGCAAAUGCCAUUGGCCUAGUUUUCACAAUCUUAGAUAGAAACACAAAAAUAGAGGCUGAUGAAAUGAGUGCAUACAAGCCCCAAAAGUUAAUAGGCCAUAUAGAACUCCAAAAUGUUUAUUUUGCAUACCCAUCAAGACCCAAUGUGAUGAUCUUCCAAGACUUCUCCAUCAAAAUUGAUGCAGGCAAAUCCACAGCAUUGGUAGGGGGAAGUGGGUCUGGAAAAUCAACUAUAAUGGGCUUAAUAGAGAGAUUUUAUGACCCACUUAAAGGGAUAGUGACUAUGGAUGGUAGAGACAUAAAGUCAUAUAACCUUAAGUCACUAAGGAACUACAUUGCACUUGUGAGCCAAGAGCCAACACUUUUUAAUGGGACCAUAAGGGAAAACAUUGCAUAUGGAGCAUUUGAUAAGACUAAUGAAGUUGAGAUCAUUGAAGCAGCAAAGAUAGCUAAUGCUCAUGACUUUAUUGCAAGCAUGAAGGAUGGUUAUGACACAUGGUGUGGAGAUAGAGGAGUGCAGUUAUCUGGGGGCCAAAAGCAAAGGAUUGCAAUAGCCAGGGCUGUGUUGAAGAACCCAAAAGUGUUACUUUUGGAUGAGGCCACCAGUGCACUUGAUAGUCAAUCCGAGAAUGUAGUUCAAGAUGCUUUGGAGAAAGUAAUGGUAGGAAGGACCAGUGUCGUUGUGGCUCAUAGGUUGAGCACCAUAAGGAAUUGUAAUCGAAUUGUUGUAUUGGAUAAAGGAAGGGUUGUAGAAGAAGGGACUCAUUCCUCUUUGUUGGCUAAGGGACCAAGUGGAAAUUACUAUUCUUUGGUCAGUCUUCAAAGAAAUGCAACAACAACCACUAGUGCAACUGAUAUCGAAUACUAACUAAUCCUAAUCAAGCCAAGUUAUUUAAUUUGACAAUUUGAGAUUAUUAAUUGAUCUUGUUUUGGUUUUGAGUCAAGUUAUAUUUUUGCUUUUUUUUACUAUCGAAAAGGAAGUUAAAAAGAUAUAUCUUGUGCUCCCUCCGACCACGAACACAUGAACAUGCACACACUCUCACCUACGUACACAUAGACACACUCACACAUGGUGGUGGCUCAUAGGAUAAGCAUUAUAAGAAAUUGGGAUCGAAUUGUUGCGUUGGAUAAAGGGAGGGUUGUAGAAGAAUGGACUUGUUCCUCUUUGUUAGCUAAGGGAUUGAGUGGAAUUUAUUGCUCUUUGGUGAGUCUUCAAAGAAAUGAAACAACCACAAGUGCUAAUGAUAAUGAAUACUAACUAACUAAUCCAAAUCAAGUCAAGUUAUUUAAUUUGUCAAUUUGAGAUUAUUAGUUGAUCUUCUUUUGAUUUUAAUUAGUUGCAGGCACUAGUGGAAAAAUAGGAUAUUACAUCACUCAUUUUAUGUCGGAUAUACAAAGAACCGACGUAAUAAAAGCGCGGUGGCACGUUUGGUAAUUUUCUUAAAUUAUUUACGUCGGACCUAAACAGGGCCGACGUAAAUAACCCACAGGAUGCUUAAAAGAAGGUGUCUUGCGCGCACUAGCUAGUUCAAAAAUUUCAUGGCUUCCUUCUCCCGCCUCCUCCUCAAAUCGUCCACUUUCUUCUAUCUGUUUUUCUUCCUCAUCCCUCCGCCUCCUCCUCAAAUCGUGGCUAUUUUUCUUCUUCGGAGGGUUGCGUUUUUUCUUCUUCGGAG
This is a messenger RNA of Cajanus cajan (pigeon pea), 2739 nucleotides long. The record is from RefSeq and is a predicted model, not a curated record. NCBI's taxonomy places the organism in Eukaryota, Viridiplantae, Streptophyta, Magnoliopsida, Fabales, Fabaceae.